This is a messenger RNA of Ixodes scapularis (black-legged tick), 2541 nucleotides long. RefSeq names its product zinc finger protein 525-like. Gene Ontology annotation, molecular function: RNA polymerase II cis-regulatory region sequence-specific DNA binding; DNA-binding transcription factor activity. NCBI's taxonomy places the organism in Eukaryota, Metazoa, Arthropoda, Arachnida, Ixodida, Ixodidae. The record is from RefSeq and is a predicted model, not a curated record. Bases 1 to 1083 code for a protein of 360 amino acids. Gene Ontology annotation, biological process: regulation of transcription by RNA polymerase II. The transcript has 2 exons.
AUGGAACCAAAUCAGUCUUUAUAUCACAGUGAUGGAGCCACAUUGUUGGGGGAGACCAGCUGCCCACUGAAAGUCACCGAGGACAUCUGGUUCGGAUGCUGUUCCUGCACCUAUGUCACUAAAGAUCAGUGUGGAAUUGUGAGCCACCUGGCGGCCCAUGGUGAUGAACAAUCCAAGUGCCAGCAUCUUCCCAUUUCAGGUUCUAAGUCCCAAGUGCUUGGCAAAACUCAAAAGCACAAGAGUGAAAAACCAUUUAAGUGCAAGCUUUGCCCCCAAGAGUUUGCUUAUCAUUCCCUUCUGACCUGUCAUGAUCAAAUACACACUGGUGAAAAGCGAUUUAAGUGCAUGCAAUGCCCCAAAUCCUUUGCUCAGAAUAAAAAUCUGAUCUACCACAAUCGAACACACACAGGUGAAAAGCCAUUUAAGUGCAAGCUUUGCCCCGAAGAGUUUGCCAGUAAUUCCCUUCUCACCUACCAUAAUCAUCUGCACACUGGGGAAAAGCCUUUUAAGUGCACGCAAUGCCCCAAAGCCUUUGCUCUAAAUUGCCAUCUGCGAACCCAUAAUCGAACACACACUGGUGAAAAGCCAUUUAAGUGCAAGCAAUGCCCUCAAGCCUUUUCUCAAAAUUGUCAUCUGCAAACGCAUAAUCGAAGGCACACUGGUGAAAAGCCAUUUAAGUGCAAGCAGUGUCCCCAAGCCUUUGCUGAUAAUUCGGCUCUGAGAAGUCAUAAUCGAACGCAUACUGGUGAAAAGCCGUUCAAGUGCAAGCAGUGCCUCCAAGCCUUUGCUUCGAGUUCUAAUCUGCGAAGCCAUAAUCGAACACACACAGGUGAAAAGCCAUUUAAGUGCAAGCAGUGCCCACAAGCCUUUGCUCACGAGUCCACUCUGAGACAUCAUAAUCUAACACACUCUGGUGAAAAACCGUUUAAGUGCAAGCAGUGCCCCCAAGCUUUCGGUCGAAAUUCUCAUCUACAAAGCCAUAAUCAUUUACACACUGGUGAAAAGCCAUUUAAGUGCCAACAGUGCCCUCGAGCCUUUGCUUUUAAUUCCUAUCUGCAAAGCCAUAAUCUAACACACAGAUGAAAAGCCAUUUAAGUGUAAGCUGUGCCCACAGGUUUUUUCUCACAAUACCAGUCUGAUCCGCCAUUAUCGAAAACAGUGUUUAAAGGGAAACGAGUAAAUAUAUUCAGUCAACUUUUUUUUUAAUUUUCAUUUAUCAUGUUGAAAUUUAGUAUACUGUAAAUUGAUGUAUUUCUUAGUGGUGAUUUUAAUUAUGCAACUAGUCUUAAAGAUAGUUUUACUAGAUCCUGACUUAUCAAUAAAUUUUAGUUUUAUUUAGGCCCUUGUUUUGGGUAGUUAGCGUAAAAUUCUUCAGAAUAUAUCAGAAAUUUUAUAGAAUUGCAUUGACCAAGACAUGCUUUGUGGAGUGAUGCUAUUUUUGUUGCUUUAUAUGUCAUAAAAUAAUUUUAUUUAAUUAGCCUGUCUUAAUUAGUCACUAACGACCCGUAAAGAGGACCUAAUUAAAAUUACAUAUUUAUUGAUAACUCAGGAUCUGUCUGAAAACUAAUUGCACAUUUGAAAUCACCACUGAAAAAUACAUCUGUAUACUAAAUUUCAGCACGAUAAUGAAAAAUAAAACGUUAAAGGCCCUCGUUCCCUCUUGAAAACCUUACAAGGGCAAACAAUGCCCCAAAAGCUUUGCUCGGUAUGGGAGUUUAUCCGCCAGAACCAAAUGCACAUGUGCGGAAUGCCUUGCGGUUGACCCGUAAGUUGAGCCUGCACCGUGUGUAAUCAUUGAGUAGCUCAUACAAAACUUCAUGCCUUUUCACUCAAAGUAUGCAUAUACCUGAGUGCAAGAUAGGUCCCAAGGCCCUUGCCCAGCUUAAUAGUGAAGCUCACCGCACUGAAGCGCCUAUGCGUAAUAAACCUCACAAACUCCAGCAGCGUUCCAGGCCAUUUUCUGAUCGGUUUUGCCUCAUCGGGCACAAGCUAACAAACCCUAAGGGCAUUUGCAUAAAGCCUGCAGCGGGUAGGCCUUUCAAAUGCCAGCAAUAUCCGAGAAGCUUGGAUCAUAAUUCCAGCUUGGUUGGCCAUACAGCCAGACUGUUUGUCAUUGCUCUCCCUCCUUUUGUCCGAAGGCCAUCAUUUGUCAUCACACAAAUGUAUUGGUGCUUAGGAAAUGAUUCUUCUCCAUUUGUGAUCUAGAGGCUGGGUCAAUAAACAGGAGACAUUUCUUAAUGCAUUUCAGAGCAUCUACUCUGUGUUCUGCACCAAAUGUGCACUGGGUCAUGCUCUAGCUCUUGUUCCAAACUCCCUUGAACUUGCUCGAUGUAUGCUUAUUGAGGCGAGGUUGAAUAUGCUUGUAAAAAUGUCUUCAUUGUUUUCUUUUGAUUCUACUCUUAUCUAUGUGGAAGGAAGAUAUAAUCGUGCCAAAAGUUAAUAUAUGACCACAAUUCAAUCUUGACUAUUGAAAAACAAAAAGGUUGGCAGUUUCAACUUUAACACUCUUGUUUCUUUCAGCUGCUGCAGAUUAUGGUACUG